CAGAGCACUGCCCGAGUGAUAACAAUCAUGUUCGCCUGUAACCAGAACUUUCUACGAUGCGACUUGGAGUUAUUUUUGUCAGAUUAUGUAGCUGCUUUUUAACUCGAAAGAGAUGCGGCGCGGGGACCCUCUCCCCCAAGCCUUUCAGGCUCCGGUGGACGUACACGCCAGCGAGGAUGGGCAGGUGUACAUGUUCAGAAGCAAACAGGAAGACCUGGGUGCUUCUUCAGAGGAUGAGGAGCUCAAUGUCAUGGAACUCCGCCCACGGAACCGGGACACUUCCUCCCAGGAGCAAAGCAGCGUGGGAGACCUGUUACUGCUCGAGAGAAAAAUCUCACAUAAGGACAAUCUCAAUAAACUGGCCCUACAGUACGGAUGCAAGGUGGCUGACAUUAAACGAGUGAACAACCUUCUCAAAGAUCAGGAUCUGUAUGCGCUGAAAUCCAUCAGAAUCCCUGUGAAGAAGCAUGGUCUGCUAACAGAGACUAACCCUGAACUGAAGGAUCCUCAGAAAAGGCCUUCAAGUCCAUCGCCACCACCUCCUGACCAGCUGCAGGACAUUUCUGGGGAAGGCCCUUCUGUCAGGCCUCAGGUGCAGGAGUAUACGGACUUCCUCAAAGAAGUGGACAAUGACAUUGAGCGCCUGAUCCAAAACACAGAGGCACAGGAGGAGGUGUUUGGAGGCAGCUCUGAUGAAGCCAGACACUGGGGCUCAAGAGGCAAGCGUUUGAAUGGCUAUGGUGCGGACUGGGGCAUCCAAUGGUGGAACGCUGUGAUAGCUAUGUUGCUCAUUGGUAUUGUCUUACCAAUUUUCUAUGUGGUGUACUUUAAAACUCAAGAUAGCGGGGAGUCUGCAGUGGAUGGUGGAGUGGCAAAUAACACUCUAGCUACCUCAAAUAAUUCAGGAUCAAGCUUCAGUACAGCUAACCCUAACGGUUUGAGUAGGAACCACUUCAACAAACCGUAGACAGAAAUGAAAUAGACAGUGCAAAUACUGCAUAGGAUGUGUGGCUUUUUAAUCCUGUGGUGACACAAUCAUCAGUACUUUACAGAUUUGAGAGUUUAAUAUCGGUACAAAAGGGCUGUUGAACUAUACUAACAGCCAAAAUAAACUGAAUGAAUUCAGUCCUCUUCAGGAGAGCUUCAAGAAACCUUUAGUAAUUAACUAACCCAGGACACAUAAUUACUUAUUGGUAAUAUUAUAUCAUUUACAUAAAAUACAUAGACUUAGUGUGAAAAGACCAUCCAAAAAUGCUAAUAUUAAAAAAGUAGGCCUGAAGUGGCAAAUUAGCAUUAUGCAAGUGUAGCCAUGCUAACCUUUUGUUUUUUUUUAGUAACAGCUAGUUACUGGAAAGGGAGAAAAACAGAGAGUAUUACACUUUCAUGUAAAUGAAAAGUUCUCCACAGCAAAAUGUAUUCUUAUCUCGUUUUACCAUUAUGGAAAUGCCAAAGAGUAAUUUAAUGAAAAGACUGACAUGAACACUGUCAUAGAGAGUAAAGGUAUGUUCACAUUAUUACGGCAAAUUUGGUGUGCGGUGCUCUCAACAGCAGCAAAAUUUACUACUCCAGCACUCUUGAGGGUGCUUAUGAGAAACGUCACUUUGCUAUUCCAAUGCUACUUGCAGUCAGAUAUUGUUUUUAACUGAGUAUUGUACAGUUCAGGUAAUACCGCAAUGCAUCAGUUGUUUGGUAUUCUCCAUUUUUUAGUGGGAAGAAAUACCCUGUUGUGAUUGGCUGCACCCUUCAAGGUCAGCUCACAAUGGACUCAAAGUUCAACAAAAAUGACUAUUAGAAGUGAUUAUGUGAACAUACCAUAAUUCAGUAGCCAAUGCUUAGAAUCACUGACAAGUCACCAUUGGUGUGAUAUUAUUCAUGUGUAGCAGUACAUAUUUGAUUUAGAGCCAUUUUUCUCAAAAUUUGAAGUGUUUGAUGUUUUUUUAAUCCCUGAUUAGAAAAGCUUUAAUGCUGUGUACUACAGCCCUUCAUUGGUUUGUUGCUGGUCGCACCGGAAGUCAUAGAACUAGAACUGGACAGAUUAAGUAGGUCAGUUUGUUUAAUUUUCUUUUACUUGUUUUAAUUCUAGCCUUUAUCUUGUUUGAAUGAAUGAGAUGAAUUAUGAAUAACACUAGUACAUUUUAGGUAUUUUUCACUGUACUGUGUGACAAUGUUAUACCAAUGGUGCCAAAGAACAGAAUUACAUGUACUUUUUGUACAUGGUUAAGUGCAAUAAUCUUCAUUUAAAUGAAAGUAUAACAGUAUUUCUACGGCUAUAAACAGAUGACAUUAAUUCUACGCAGCCUGCAGAGGAAAAGUUGUGCUUUUAUUUUAUUAUUUUUCAAGCAGUGUUCCUAAAGCCCUGUUUUCAGCAAGAUCUACAGUAAGUGACUUGAAGCUCCUGCCAAUCAUGCACAAAUAAUAAAUCCUUCAAUCACAAAGA
Messenger RNA from Colossoma macropomum (tambaqui), 2437 nucleotides. It is a transcript of the gene lysmd4, whose product is annotated as LysM, putative peptidoglycan-binding, domain containing 4. NCBI's taxonomy places the organism in Eukaryota, Metazoa, Chordata, Actinopteri, Characiformes, Serrasalmidae. The transcript has 3 exons. The coding region runs from base 113 to 967 and encodes 284 amino acids. The record is from RefSeq and is a predicted model, not a curated record.